UACAUCCAUGUACCCGACAUAAGGGCGACCGUGGCACGCCUUCGACGUAAUCAGGUAAGACUUUCUCAACAUAGUAUGCGCGAAUGCACACUUUUGCAGCCGAUUCAGUUCAUCCCGGACAUCCAAACUACUGCAGCCUACCUAAGCUGUCGUGAAGUGACUGCUGUGAUCCCGGAUAUGACAUAUAUGGCGCAUCAACUUCGUCAUUCCGAAGAGAUGGGAUUUCCUGAAGAUGAAAUGAUGGAGGAACCAAUCACCCCGGCUCUACGAUUCACAGAAACACUGCAAGUGUCUUACGAUCCAAAUAUGGUGAGUCUAAUGUGA
Molecule: messenger RNA, 324 nt
Organism: Cylicostephanus goldi
Lineage: Eukaryota; Metazoa; Nematoda; Chromadorea; Rhabditida; Strongylidae
Source: the annotation of a GenBank genome assembly